GUCGCGCGACGUAACUCGGUACUCGCUGAUUGGCGCGGCACAUAGAGAAUUUCUAGAGUUCCUCACUCGGAUCGAGAGAGAUCGUUCUCGAUCAAACGACAAAUAAGAGAGAAAAGCGGAUUCUAAAGUUGGUGAUGAUUGCGACGUCGAAUCACGAGAUGGUGCUGAAAGUUGCGCAUGCAAAUGCCAUCUGACGCUUAUUUGGUUAAGUCAUCAGAAUUUAUUUUUGCAAGAUCUUGUGUGUAACUUUGUUCGAAAAAAAAUAAUUUAUUGCCGCGAUCAGGUGUCGUCGAACGAUAUCCAAAAAAUGCGACUCGGCAAGAAACACGCUGAACUAGCUACAAAGUGGCUCCCAAGUGCAAUCACCUAUGGGACCGCAUCGUCACUGACAUUGUUGUAUUUCACAGACUGGAAGACAGUGUUGCAAUAUGUUCCUUUUUAUAGUGGAAAAUUUGAGGAAAAUUAGAUCACAAAAGUGUCAGAGACCAUCUCUCUGCGGUAGCAGUUAUGUAACAAUUCUAUUGAGCUGAUAUUACAUUACUUGCAUUCUGUUUUAUCAUUACAAUGUUUAUUUAAAUAAAAAUAUGAAUAAAGA
Pseudomyrmex gracilis is the source of this 595-nucleotide messenger RNA. It is a transcript of the gene UQCR-6.4, whose product is annotated as cytochrome b-c1 complex subunit 10-like. NCBI's taxonomy places the organism in Eukaryota, Metazoa, Arthropoda, Insecta, Hymenoptera, Formicidae. The coding region runs from base 308 to 466 and encodes 52 amino acids. Gene Ontology annotation, biological process: mitochondrial electron transport, ubiquinol to cytochrome c. Gene Ontology annotation, cellular component: mitochondrial inner membrane. The transcript is spliced from 2 exons. The record is from RefSeq and is a predicted model, not a curated record.